AUGGUAAAUUAUAAGCGCAUCUUCAACGACCCAAGAAAGUUAAGAAAGCUUGCUAAAAAACCGCAAGCGAAAUAUUGGCUCUUGGUUUUAGGUGUCUUGAUUCUGAUUUACUUUUUUUUGUCAAAUGGAGAUUUCUCGUUCUUUUUAACACUUUGUUCCACACUUCAAAUGCUAGCUUUUGUUGCUAUUUGCAUUCAAGUCAGGCAUACAACUGAAGGUUUAUCACUCUAUACAUUCGUAUUUUAUUCACUUAUUUAUUCAAGCAGAUUGAGCUCAAUAUUACCAUUUGAAAGUUAUUUGCCUUAUGAUUCAUCAGGAGACUGGUUUUACCAAGUCGUUGAGAUCUGCUCUUUGGUUCAGAGUGUAUGGAUUUCAAUUAAGCUUAUCCUCUUCCUUUAAGUUUUAACAAAAAUAUAAGUAAAUUUUCCUUUUCUGGGUAAAUUAAAUUGAAAUAAAAUUGUUAUUUUUCAAUAGAAAUUUAUAGGUAAAAUGCUAAUGUAUAUAUUUAUGACCUAAUUUAUUAAAAGGAGUGCUAGAAAAAAUGCUAUUUAAACACUCAGCAUACUGAAUCAAUUAAUAUUUUAAGUUAAUUCUCUAUAAAAUUAAAAAUAAAAAAUAUCCAUUCAAUUUCACCUUUUAAAUUUGAAUAGAAAUUUUUGCUCAAAUUAAAAGGGGGCGUUAGAGAUAGUAAAGAAUCAAGCAAUUCCUGCUUUUACGCUAUUCCCUGCGCAUUUUUAGCUUUAAUUUCUCAUACGACACUGAAUAAUUUUUUCCUUACAGAUUAUUUAUGGACGCUUUCAAUGUAUUUAGAAGCAAUUGCAUUAAUUCCACUUAUAAAAGAAAUGAAAAGAAUUGAUGAUUGGGAUAAUUUUUCAUCACAUUUUAUUGCAGCAAGAACUGCUUCACAAAUACUAAGUGCUAUAUUCUGGGUGAAGUCUUUUGAUGAACUUAAUGUAGUGUACCACCGCUCGAAAAUUAAUCUUUUCCCAGGGAUAGCAGGAUAUUUCAUUUUAGCUUCACAGCUGGUUUCUUGUUUUUUCACAGGACAAUUUUUCUUUUGGUAUGUUAAAAGUGCGGCAUUAGGGACAACUUCAGUACUUCCUCUAUAA
Messenger RNA from Blepharisma stoltei, 1109 nucleotides. The record is from the annotation of a GenBank genome assembly. Lineage: Eukaryota; Ciliophora; Heterotrichea; Heterotrichida; Blepharismidae.